AUGAGGAAAUACUUGACAGUAAUUGGUCUGUAUACAGAAAAGAUCGUGAUUAUAAUUACUGGUAAUCCAGUAACUACUGGUCAAUCCAGGGGUGGGGGCGUUUUGAUCGCCGUCAACAAUCGGUUACCAAACCAAUUGGUAUCCACUUCAGUUUUUUCCACUUUCGACCAUCAAUUUAUCAAAAUAUACUCAGGUAGAAUCUAUACCUAUGUGGGAGUGGUUUACUUUCCCCCUUAUUCUGACGAAUCCUCUUAUAACGAUUUCUUUUCCAUAUGUAACGAAAUAUUUUCACAAAUGCAUGAGGAUGAUGAGAUAGUUGUUCUAGGUGAUUUUAAUCGGUCGGCUUUAUCGUUUAUCAACGAUGAAUAUGAUAACCAUCUUCUUCCAGUCAACUUCAUGGAAGACAUCGAUUUUAAUCUCGUUAGUACGUUCUAUGGAAACGACUUGCAGCAGGUGGUACGUUACCCAAAUGAAAGAGGUAAUUGGUUGGACUUAGCUUUCUCAAAUGCCUAUGACAGCAUACGGGUCCGACUUGCUACAGACGAAGAGAACCUUUUCAAAAAUUCUAUUCAUCAUAAUGCAAUUGUUCUCGAAUUUCCUAAUAACAAACUUAAGUUCUCUAAAUCUUACAAUAAAGAGAUUGUAUAUGAUUUUCUUAACGCCGACUACAACAGCAUCAAUUAUGCUCUUAGCUUAAUUAAUUGGAACGAUAUGUUCCAUCAGGACAAUUUAGACAAUAUUAUCUCCGAUUUUUACUCUAUUUUGUUCAGAUUAAUUGACGCCCAUGUUCCAAGAAUCCUUAAAAAGGAUAGACUGGCGGAACCAUGGUUAGAUCGUAAUUUAAGACAAUUACGUAAUCGGAGAAAUAAAUUAUACAAUAAAAUUAAGCAUUCUAGGGACAAUAACUCACUUAUUAAUGAAUAUAAUGACUUGGCGAAUGAAUUCAAAAAUAAAUCCAAUGAGGCAUAUGAUAUUUAUAUCCAAAAUAUAGGCAGCUCGAUUUUGGGGAACCCGAAAAGAUUUUUUGACUUUGUUAACUCCAAACGUAAAUCGUCGGGAUAUCCGAGCUCCAUGAGCAAGAACGGGUUAAUAUCAUCUUCUAACUCUGAGAUUUGCAAUUUUUUUGCCGAUAAUUUUCAACAAACUUAUAGAUUAGAUUCUUUCUAA
Messenger RNA from Condylostylus longicornis, 1167 nucleotides. RefSeq lists its product as uncharacterized. The transcript has a single exon. NCBI's taxonomy places the organism in Eukaryota, Metazoa, Arthropoda, Insecta, Diptera, Dolichopodidae. The coding region runs from base 1 to 1167 and encodes 388 amino acids. The record is from RefSeq and is a predicted model, not a curated record.